Messenger RNA from Trichomycterus rosablanca, 1767 nucleotides. RefSeq names its product ankyrin repeat and SOCS box containing 2b (gene asb2b). The record is from RefSeq and is a predicted model, not a curated record. Gene Ontology annotation, biological process: intracellular signal transduction. The transcript has 8 exons. Gene Ontology annotation, molecular function: protein binding. Lineage: Eukaryota; Metazoa; Chordata; Actinopteri; Siluriformes; Trichomycteridae. The coding region runs from base 1 to 1767 and encodes 588 amino acids.
AUGACUCGCUUCAGUUAUGCGGAAUAUCUCUCUUUAUUUCGUUCCAGUGGAGUGCGGAGUAACCGGCGCGGGUUUGACAGCGGGACCCCCACCGACUCAUUUCUGUUUUGCAGAGAUGUAGAGCCCAUGAUCCUGGCAAUCAGGAGAGGAGAUGUGCACACAGUGUCUAAACUGGCUGAUUCGACAUCAUGCAUCGAAACACAUUCUUCAGUGGAUGACUGGACAGCCUUACAUGAAGCAGCACAGUGUGGACAAGCUGCCUGUGUUAAAGCUCUCCUCAAAGUGAAACCCACUUUAGUAGAUAAGCGUACCCUUCAAGAGCAGACUGCUCUGCUGAUAGCAGUUGAUGGGAAGCACCUGCAGUGUGUGAAGAGUCUUCUGGAGGCAGGUGCAGAUCCAGAUAUCAGCAAUAAAAAUAAAGAGACACCACUGUAUAAAGCUUGUGAAAAUGAAAGCAUCGACAUUGUGAAAGCGAUACUGGCAUUUGGAGGCACAGUAAACCAGCGCUGCCAUCGGGGCUGGACAGCUCUCCAUGAAGCAGCAAGACAGGGGAACACACAGCUCUGUGAGACUUUGCUUCAGGCCGGUGCUGCAGUCAAUGCCCCCAACACUGACGGCGUCACUCCACUCAUAGAGGCAGCUCGGCAUGGCAGAAAAAAUAUUGUGGACUACCUCAUAAGUAAAGGUACUGGUGUAAAUUUACAGUCAUGUGAGGGAACUACUGCUCUGAGUGAAGCCAGUAAGUUUGGCCAUCGAGACACAGUUGAACUUCUUCUCAAACACCACUCAGAUGCCAACAAAGCCUCCAACACUGGACUUCUGCCACUGCACAUUGCUGCCCAGCAUGGCCAUGAAGAAAUUGUGUCCUUACUGGUGCCUGUCACUAGUCGAUUAAAAAUACGACAAAGUGGAAUCACUCCUCUCCACCUGGCAGCUGAGUUUAACCAGGAAAAUGUCGUGCAAUAUUUCAUCAAGUUAGGCUGUGAUUUAAAUGCCAGGCUGUCCCACCAACGCUCAGCCAUGUUUCAUGACCAUCGCAGCACAGUUCUGUACUGCGCUGUUGCAGCGGGUAAUGCGGGAGUUGUGGACAUAUUGCUGAAAGCUGGCGCAGACCCUAAUCUGGACCCCCUUAACCCCCUGCUGGUUGCAGUACGCCAGGGCUGUUUAAGAACUAUUUCCACACUGGUGCAACAUGGGGCAGAUGUCAAUGCUCAAAUACCAGCUCAUCCCACAGACUUUCCUGGUGUGCUCUUGUGUACACAUCAUCUGGGAAUUUUACAGUAUCUGUUGGACAAUGGCUGUAACGUACAGGAUUGUUUCAGGUGUGACCAUUUGGACAUUCUGCAAAGACGAAUGGUGGACACAGAAGACAGAACUCAGGAUACAGUAAUGCCAAAUACAGUUCCGUCACAUACAAUCUGCACAGAAUCAUCUACCAGAAAUGUACAGUUUUGCGAGUGGAUCUCUUCUACCUCUGUGAGUCAUAUAGCAGCACCUCUGAUAAACCUGCUUCUGGAUUAUGUUGGAAAUGUUCAGCUGUGCUGCGGUAUCACUAAACAUUUAAAGAGUAAAGAAGCAUGGCCUGUUAUUAAGGAAAAAGCAUCAUCUCCUCGUCCACUGAUGCAUCUGUGCAGACUGAAGGUUCGUGAACAGGUCGGUGCCCAGAGACUGAUGUUGCUUAAUAAUCUUCCACUACCAAGCAGACUGCUCCAGUUUCUGCAUUGUUUACAGGCCAACAACACAGUGUCUAUUUAUAAGAAAAGAUGA